Messenger RNA from Musca domestica (house fly), 617 nucleotides. Its product is annotated as enhancer of split m4 protein-like. Gene Ontology annotation, biological process: Notch signaling pathway; sensory organ development. Lineage: Eukaryota; Metazoa; Arthropoda; Insecta; Diptera; Muscidae. The record is from RefSeq and is a predicted model, not a curated record. The transcript has a single exon. Bases 63 to 458 code for a protein of 131 amino acids.
AGGAUUCAGUAUCAUACUCUUUUGAGCAUUCAAACAUUACACAUCUCUUACAAACAUUCAAAAUGUGCGUAGAAAUCUCUCAACAAUACAACAAAAUGGAUAUCACCAUCUCCGCAAAGAAAACGACCAGCUACAGCAUGAAGAAGCUGUUGAAACAAAUCUUCAAACAACAAAAAUCCCAGAAAGUUGCUGCUGCUGACUCAAUGGAAUCUCUAGAAUCAUUGGAAAAUGAACGCAAUGCCAGUUUGGAGUCUGAUUGCGCCUCCAUGGAAUCCUUUGAAAACGACAUCAAUGAAAAACUCUCAGCCAAGCAAUGCAACGAAGAGGAGGAAUUCGACUACCCCACCACCUCUGUGCCAGUUCACUUUGUUCGCACCGAGCAAGGUACCUUCUUUUGGACUACCACCAGUGCCUUUGAGCAAGUAUCCUGCCUGCAAGAUCGUUGGGCCCAGGCCUAAAAAAACCAAUCUGUUUUCAUAUGAAAACUCAACAAUCCCAGCCUUUCAUUCAAAAACUUAUUUUGAAAGCUUUAAAAACAACUGUGAUACUUUAAAUAUAUAAAUUAAGAAAAAAUAUUUUACAACAAAACAAAAAAUAUAAACAAUUUUAAACAAAAA